This is a messenger RNA of Seriola dumerili (greater amberjack), 4127 nucleotides long. Its product is annotated as ataxin-1-like. NCBI's taxonomy places the organism in Eukaryota, Metazoa, Chordata, Actinopteri, Carangiformes, Carangidae. Gene Ontology annotation, cellular component: nucleus. The transcript is spliced from 2 exons. The record is from RefSeq and is a predicted model, not a curated record. The coding region runs from base 1 to 2502 and encodes 833 amino acids. Gene Ontology annotation, molecular function: RNA binding; protein binding. Gene Ontology annotation, biological process: negative regulation of transcription by RNA polymerase II; nervous system development.
AUGAAAUCCAACCAGGAGCGGAGUAAUGGAUGCCUGCCUCCUAAGAAGCGUGAGAUCCUCGCUCUGGAGCAGAGGCCAGUGGUAGUAGCCGCUGCUACGCCACCAGCCGCUGUGGUAAAUGAUAGUCCCCACACAGAGAACUUAGCGUGGCUGGCAAGUGUAGCCAGUGAGCGAUGCAAAUCUAGGGAUGCAGAGAGCCCAAGAUGUCCCAUCUCCUCUACUUCCUCCUCCUCUCCUUCCACCUCUGUUCCUUCCUCGUCCACUCCUCUGUCUGCAGUGCCCCUGGCCUCUCUACCUGCAGUUUACCCCACAGCCCUUCCCCAGCAGGCCGGGACUAUCCAGUUUGCUCAGCUGGGACCCAACGUUCAGUUCAUCAGUUCUGGGCCCUAUGCCGGCUACAUCUCCUCUCACAUCAUCUCAACAAACGCUAGCUCUGUGCCUAAUAGCACUAACAUAGUAGGACAGCGUCCGCAGCUGGAUGGUUACACCACUGCCCUGAUCUCCCCCAACACCAAAGGGGAGCAGCAGUUUCAAAUAGGCCUCUCCCCGACAGAACUGGCACCUGUGUCGCUACCAAGCUCUCCCCAAGUCACCAGCCAGUACAUCCACCUGGACAGCAGAACACCUCUGACUGUCAGCGGAAACUCUGUCACCUCACCCACGGCGCACCUCCAGCUCCACCCACACACAGCCGUCCUCCCUCAAACACUUACCCUUGCUCCCUCCCAGCUGGUGGUUCAGUAUGCGGAUGGUUCAGUUGGAAAGAAACCAGAAGGGCAUGCUAAGAGUGUACUUAACGGGGAAUUGGAGGUUGUCAAACAGGCAAAAGCCCACAGUCAGGCAGCAAACCAUCAGCAGGUCCAGAGCUAUGAGGCCAGACAUAUACUCCUGCCUGCAGACUAUGGCCAAAAUCCUGCAGGACUCCAGACCUCCUUGGUGCUGGUGGCCCAUCCUAACCAUGGAGCUGAACAUGAAGCUGGCUCAAAUAAGAUCUCCUUAGUCCAGACUGAGAAAGGAGGCAUCUGCUUGGGGAAACCAGUGUCCAGAUCUUCUUCUUUCACCUCCCUCUCCUCCUCAGAGGUGGUGAAGUCUGUUGCUCCUCAUACAGUCAUCCAGACCACUCUACCCCCUGAGGAGCUGCCACCAAGUCUCUAUUCCUCCACACAGCCGCCUAUCAUUGGUUACAUCACCAGUGCGAAUCAGCAUGCUGUCAGCUACCACGCAGCACUGCCCCAGCAUCUGGUCAUCCCAAGUGGCCAGUCCCUCCUCAUCCCAGUCAGCAGUGCCAAUAACGGCACAGAAAUAGAGGUUAGUCGUACUGUCAGCGCCCUGACUGCUACCACUACCCCUCAAAUAUCCACCGCCAUGCCACAUGCCUAUCUGGCCACAGCCCUGUCCAAGUGUGAGGCGCUCGGGCCAGAUGGGAAUCAACCACCCCCUGCUGUCGCACAGGCUCCAGUGCUGCCGGUCCUGCCCCCAAACCCGGCUCCUGCAGUGGUGGCAGCUCCCUCCCCAACUCCUGCUCCUGUCCCAGCCCCAGCCCCUGUUUCCAUCCAAGCCUCCCCCUCCAUUUCCUCCUCCUCUUCCCCUGUGGCACUUCCUCCGUUCUUCAUGCGAGGCUCUAUCAUCCAGCUGGCUGAUGGGGAGCUGAAGCGUGUGGAGGACCUCAAGACAGAGGACUUCAUCCAGAGCGCUGAGAUUAGCAGUGAGCUGAAGAUUGACUCCAGUACUGUUGAGCGUAUUGACAGUGGGCAAACUCCCAAUGCUGUGGUCAUACAGUUUUCUGUGGGAGAGCUCAAAGCACAGGUGUGUGUAGAGGUGCUGGUGGAGUACCCCUUCUUUGUAUUUGGUCAGGGCUGGUCGUCCUGCUGCCCAGACCGGACCACCCAGCUGUUUGAGCUGUCCUGCGCUAAGCUGUGUGUGGGCGAUGUGUGUGUGUCGCUGACCCUCCGCGGCUUGAGGAGUAGUUCGGUAACAGACAGCCAGGCUUUGGGGACUAAGCUGAAGACGAGUCACCUCUCUGACUCCUGUCACAAUGUGGAUGCCGCUGUAAGAAACAGUAUGAGUCCAAAUGCUGCAGGCAGUAACAGUGGCCUCCUAAUGAAGGCUUCCAGUGCAGACAGGCUGGAGAGGGAGCAGGUGACUGGACCAGGACCAGGACUAGAGCUACCACCAGGACUGGGACUACUUCCAGGACCAGCGGAGGGGAUCUAUGGAGCUGGACCAAUGUUGACAGUCUUGGGAACUGGAGAAGUAAGACAGGAAUCAGUGAAAACAGACAUGCCUGUGCUUAACAAAAUACAAUGUGGUGAUCCAGAGAGACCCUCAGUCCGGAAGAGACGCUGGUCAGCUCCGGAGAGAGACCAGACUGAGAGAGCUGAGGAGGAACCUCCUCUGACUCUGCCCAAACCCUCUUUUGUCCCUCAGGAGGUUAAAAUCAGCAUAGAGGGCCACUCCAGUACCGGGAGUGAAAGGUGCUUGAACAAAAGAGUAGACUGUUGAGAGAACUUUAAGGAAUUUUAAAUACCAGUGGUUUGCUUUGUGUUUAUCCCCUCUCUUUUCUCUCUAUCCAGACUACUGUAAUAUAGACUGAGUUUACACAGUAUUUACAUGUUUUCUUUUCUUUCACUUAAGUCUGAUAUCUACGAUGAAGUACAGUAGAGCACCUUCAUAAGUGGUAUCACACAUGAGAUCAGUGCAAUCAAUGCUGAAAGCAAAAAUGAAUGCAGCGUGAAUGUUGAGUAUGAAUGGCAGUCAGUCACCUGAGAGACGUUUCACUUUGACAUUUGAUCUCUUUUGUCAUGUGGCUUGAACCUGUUGAAUGCAGAGCAGUCAACCAUUCCUCUUAUCACAUGAACAAGCACAGACCCCGAUGUCAGCAUGUGGAAAGUGGGUGCCCAUAUUUUGACCCUUUGUUUGUUUCGCUGUUAAUUUGCUUUGCUGUUAAUUUCAAUAACAAUGCUCAAUCAUCACGGCUGUGAUUUACCCUGCCUUGUGUGUCCGAUGAGGAUUUUGAGUUUUCUGUUAUUAAUUUAGUUUUCUUUUUCAUACCAUAACAGAUGUGUGCUACCACUGUUGGGUUGUGCCACUUUGUCUCCACAUGUAUGUGCCUGUGUGUUGGUUUUGUGUGUGUCAGGUGUGUGUGUGGCUGGUAGCUGUGAGCUCAGUUGUCUGUGCAGCCUGCAAAUAUAAAAAAAGUGAAAAGGCCUGAAUGUAAACCACUGAAUUUGUCCUCAGUACUGACUCAUGACGUCAUGUGUGUGUCGUUUCCUGCACCAGUGACGAGUAUAUGCUGAGAAUUUCAUACCAAUGCUUUUGCAAUAUGUGGGUGACAGCAGUUGCACAUGGGUGCAUUUCUCUGAUGAAGUUCCUCAGUCAACUUUACAUUGAUAGCUUGUUAGCAAAGUCUGGUAAUUCCUUUCAAGGAUAGCAUGAGUUUUGUCUUUUACCCUGGCUGCUAUCUGCAGCAUUUCAAAUAUGUACAAAAAGGGAAAAAAUAUUUUGGUCUAAUACCUCUGGAUGGGUUUUUAGCUAAUCUUUGUAUGGACUCAGCCCGCAUACUGCAAUAUAGCUACUGUAAUUAAUUGUUUUUUUGGCCACUUGGGGGCAGCACAGCAAAUGGUAAACAUAACAUUGAGAUAUAUAUACAUAUAUAUAUAUACCUUUUAAAUUUGAUAUGGCAAAUUUGUUAGCCAACAAUUGCGUAAUGACACAUCCAGCAGACACAGAGCAACAUUUGCAUUCAUCUGGAGUCAUGUUUCAGGCAGCCUGAUGAAUCAAAGUCCAGCUCAUCCUACUUUUAGCUCUGUUUCUGCUCUGAAGGAAACAUCUGGCUCUGAAGUUACACAAUUCUCCAUUACUUUUAGAGCUUCUUUACUGAAAACAACUUCCUGCUGCAGCUAGAAAUUUGGUUGAUGAGUGUGAGCCAAAAGAGUAAAAGUUGUGGGCCAUAAAACCAAAACAAUGAAAAGAUGAAAGAUGAUAAAAAAAGAGGAACUGUUGAGUUCGCUAAUAAUUUUCUAUGGAUUCAUCACCACGAGCGUCCCCUUUCACGUUACACAGUGCCAUCUGACCCACUGUCAAUAUAGAAGAGCAACUUUAAAUGCAAACACACCAUAAUAUAAAAA